Messenger RNA from Ichthyophthirius multifiliis, 913 nucleotides. RefSeq lists its product as hypothetical. NCBI's taxonomy places the organism in Eukaryota, Ciliophora, Oligohymenophorea, Hymenostomatida. The record is from RefSeq and is a predicted model, not a curated record. The transcript has 5 exons.
AUGUAAGAAUAAAGGGUUUUAUAACAUAUAUUAUGUAAAACGCAUAAAAGUGCAUCUGACAUGCUUAGUGCUAUUUUAAAAAUAAGAAACAAUGCAUUAUCAUAUCCUGAUACAGUACUGGAGUAUGGUUUGAAAUUAGUACGUAACCGUAGAUCAUAAAUAGAAAAGGAAUACUAUAUAGUUAUUGAAGAAUUAUUUCAUGCAGCUUUAUCUUUAUAAAUGAUUACACUAGCUGAUGUAUUUACAUAUAAUUAUUUACAUUAUUUUUUUAAUAAUAGAAAUGUUUUUAAAAACUUUAAUAAUAAUUUUUAGAAUCUCCAAAAAUAAGUCUUUUUUAAUCUUUACUUACUUAAGCUGCAGCAAACAAUGACAAUUUAACUACAAUAUUAAAUCAAAAUUUAUCUGCAAAUUUAUCUGAUUAUGAUUCUAAAAAAAGAAAAAUAGCAAUAUAAAGAGUAUACAUUUUUUAUUAUUGUAAAAAAAUUAAUUUUUUUAGUUAGAAGAAAAUUACGGUAGUUUUGUAUAAGAAAUGAAUAAAUAUUUAGAAGAAAAUCCAAAUGAUGGAGAAGCUUGGUUAGAAUUGGGCGAUUUUUAUUUAGAAUAAUUAAGGUUUUUUUAAAAAUAAAAUAAAAAUAAUAUAUAUUUUUUUGAAAAUUAGUUAUAAUAAAGCUUUAUAUUGUUAUGAGGAAGUUUUAAUUUUAUAUCCAAAGAGAUAUAUUUAUAUGAUGAGAAUUGCCGAGAUUUAUUAUACUUUAGGAGGAUAGUAAAACCUUUUAAAUGCAAGAAAUUAUUAUUCCUUUGUAUUAAAUAAAAUGUAAAAUAACUAUAGAUGUCUAUGGGGAUUAAUUCAGACUUGUUAAAAACUUAAAUAAAUUGAUAAUAAAGAUGAAAAAAAUAAUUAAUUACAUUAAGU